Molecule: messenger RNA, 4032 nt
Organism: Trypanosoma theileri
Lineage: Eukaryota; Euglenozoa; Kinetoplastea; Trypanosomatida; Trypanosomatidae
Product: serine/threonine protein kinase
Exons: 1
Coding region: 1-4032 (1343 amino acids)
Biological process (GO): protein phosphorylation
Molecular function (GO): protein serine/threonine kinase activity; ATP binding
Source: RefSeq, a predicted model, not a curated record
AUGGGAAAAAAGAGCAAGCCGAGUAUUGGCGAACGUAUUAUUAAUGCCCUUACGUGGUGGCGUUCUCCUAAAGAGAAAGAAUCUGAUUUACCAAAUCCAAUUAACAAAAAUACCAGUCCUCCUUCAUCAUCUAGCAGAAAUACAGAUACUGUAUCAUCGUCAUCUCUGAAGUUUUCAUUGUCGAAAUCUUGUAAAGAUAAUAUAGAACAGUCUCCCCAUGGUGUCAGUGCACAUGGGAGUAUCACUGGUGAUACUACUGUUCAGUCCUUUACACAGUAUAUAGAUCCCACGCAGUUACUAUCAGCAUCCUCUCCAGUUAUUGGCGCUACACCUCCAGAUCAAACUGAAUUCUUUUCAUUCCUUGAUGAUGUUAUCGCAGGCAAACAUAAUGAACUUCUUAAAGAUAUGAAUCAGCGAGCUACACCAGCUCUUAGUAAUAAUGGUAGUCAUCUCGUGGAAAGUAAUAACACUCCUGACCCUCAGACUCCCUCUGGAAAGGUAACUCUUCAACAACAAGAAGAACAAGAACCUUUAAAUGAAGAAAGUAAAAAACGUGAGACGAGUCAAAAUCAAUGGGUUCCAACGAAGCCACCAAAGGGACUUUGUUCUUCUGCUGCACGUACUUUAAUGAAUUAUGAACUCAUGGCAUAUUUGGGAAGAGGAACUUUUGCAGAAGUUACUUUAGCCCGUCAUAAAGAUACUCAUAAACUUUUUGCGUUAAAAAAGAUUUCAAAGAAAAAAGUUCGAGAAGAAGGUUGUGUUCAACGUACCUUUACAGAAAGACAGUUACUAGCAUCUCUUAGACAUCCUUUCCUUGUAAGCCUUCAUCAGGCAUUUCAGAGUCGUACACACUUGUACCUUGUAUUGGACUUUGCUCAAGGUGGUGAUUUUUAUUUCUUUUUAGAGAAAAAACCAUGGGUACGGGAAAUGAAACACAGAUUACAUAAAUUACGUAGAAGAAGCUCAUUUGCAGAGUUAACAAGCUUAAAAGCUAGUAGUUUACGUGGUGAAAAACCAAAAACUGGUAGACUAACUCGUUCAGCAUCACUUACUCAACUACAUGAGAUUUCAUUUAUUCCACGAGUUCGUGAUGACAGUCGUACACCAAUUCGUCUAAUUGCAUUCUAUGCAGUUGAAGUUGCUUUAGUUCUACAAUACUUACAUGAACAAGGUUUUAUCUACAGAGAUCUUAAACCUGAAAAUAUUUUAUUGAUGCGCAGUGGACACUUGGUAUUAACUGAUUUUGGAGUAGCAAAGUACCGUGGUGUGGGAAAUAAACCAUCAAAACAGGGAAAUGAUCGUAAAAAUAGUUUUACGGGUACAACACAAUAUAUGAGUCCAGAAAUGUUAUUGGGUCAACCACACGAUAGUCGAAUUGACUGGUGGAGUUUCGGUUGUUUAUUAUUUGAAAUGACAACUGGUCGUCGACCUUUCGCAGGUGAAAAUCAAUAUGCAGUUGUGCAAUCCAUUGUGGAACGUGAUGUUUGUAUACUUCCUGAAGAUUUUCUCCUCACAGGACUUGAAGUGGAUACACGAGUAAUGCAAUUACACAGACGUCAUCGAUCUUAUCAACGGGCAGUACUGCAGGAUAUGACUCAACGUGCAUAUAAUAACACUAUAGGGGAUGAAAAUGGUUUACAAUUCUGUGGUUCGUUAACAGGUACGGCAAUGUCUACAGGGGAACCUCCAAAUCUCUUCCAAGGAACUACUCCAGAUCUUAAUAAUUUUUCUUCCUUACGUAAUGAAUCCCUAUUAGGUGGAAAUGAAUCCUUUGCAAGUGCUGGUGCUGAAACAGUUAUUCCUUCUUCUUCUAUGACUCUGGAGGAAAAUUCACAAUAUCUUCGUUAUGCUGUACGAGAGUUGGAAGAAGCAUCUAUGUUACUACGUGAUUUGAUAUUAUUAUUACUUGAACGUCGUCCGGAACGUCGUCUGGGUGGAGUUUCCGUAUUGGAACACCCAUUCUUUACCUGUUCAUAUGUUACAUCACAGUUGUACUACAAAGCUCCUCGUUUUUCUAUGGAAGAAAAAUCGAGUAAUUUGACAGCUAAUACAGGUGGAAAAAAUACUAUGAAUUUUGGAACACCACAGAAUAAAAUGACAAGUGAAGGAUGUUCUUAUGCAUUAAAACAGAUGAAAUCCAUCUCACCUCUAACAAUGUCUGUUGGAAUUCCAGGCAAUGAUGAAAAAGAUGAUGAUAUGGAUGAUAAGGGUAAUGAUUGUUCUUGGGUUUCUCAGGUGUUACAAAAACAUCUUAGUGCUGAAUUUUUUCUAAGUUUGUCUCCAUAUGAACGACCAGAAAAUUGGCGUGAUCUUUUUUUGAAAAAAAGAAUUAAACCACUUUUUACUCCUCGAUUAUUAGCGACAGAUGAUUUAUGUUACUUUCCUGCCGCAGUGACUGCAACUGGGGAUAGUAUAGUGGUACAACAACGAACAUUACGUGAACAAACACGUCGAAGGCAUGAAAGUCUUUCACAUAGUUUUGAAUAUGGAAAUAAUUCUUCAUGUGCUCUUCCAGUGUCUACUCGUUCUGCUAAUACGAGUAGAAAUAUGGAUAACUCUGUUUAUGAGGAUACAGAUAUAUUACAGGCUUCGUUAUCAUCACUCACAACGAGUGACGAAGAAUAUGAAGAACCAUUACAACCUUCUGUACCAAGAAAACCAUCACAUCUACCAUCCUUUUUAGAAAAGGAAAAUACAUCUCUAACUCAACAUCAAAAGGGUGAAACUGAUAAUAUCCCCUUUAAUGAGUUAGAAAUGCGAAAACAAGAUUCUGCUGAUCCUACAAUUCCAACUAAUUCUUUCGUUUCUUCAAUGCCAUUUGUAUCAUCAACAUCCGGAUCUCUAGCAUAUCCUAUGAGUAGUACAAUGCAAUAUGAUGAAACAAAGUAUAAAAACGAUACAGGAAAAGUAGAGGGUAAAGAUUCUAAUCGUAUGGUAUCAACAUCAACAUCAUUAUUACCUUUACGAGAAAGGGAGGUUGAAAUUGCACGACCAUCCACUUCAGGAAUAACCAUAAAUAAAGGUGAAACAAUAGAAACUAAAAAUGUACCCAUUACAUCUUUGGCUGGCUCUAUUCAAAAAGAAAAUGCAGAUCAGUGUAUUGAUAAAAUGUCAAUAAAGACAAAUAUUCCUAUGGAACAUGUGACUUCAGAAACUUUCUUAUUAUCAACAUCAGAUACUGGUGUUCUUAAAAAAAGUAAUCUUUAUUGCUUUGAAGAAAGGGGAAGAUUAUCUUCAUCUUCUUUAUUUUCUCAAAGUACAACAGAUGAUGAUGAAGGAAUUCUAUAUAUGGCCCCAGAUUCUGGGGAAAAAUUACCGGACACAUUAUGUGGCAUUGCAUAUGAUGUGGAUGAUUACCUUCCUAAUUAUUCUAAGAGAAGUGCUGGUGUACUACAAAGCAGUACAGGUAUACCAUCAAGAAAAAUGAGUAAAAAGACUAGAGGUGAUGACCUGUUAGUGGGAAAGGAAGAAGUUUCUGAAGCACCAAUAGCAAAGAAAAUCGUGGCAUCAGACUUUUGUGAUACCACAGAGAAUAAGAAAGAAAUAUCAGAUAAUCAUCGCGAUGAGAAACUUGAUCAAGGAAGGACAUGUACUUCUUUACGAUUCUCAACGACACCAGAUUUAAGAGGUCCUGCAAGCGUACAGCGUGGUGGUGGUGGUGGUGGCAGUGCUGCCGCUAACUGCUUUACUACUAUGGAUACACGACGAAUAUCCAAUCUCUCGUUAUUUUCUCCACGCUUUACAUUUUGUGCAUCACCAAAUUCACCGGGUGAAGGAACUAGUGACAGUGCUGGUACUCGGGAAGUGAACGCCUCACAGGAUUCUGUGAUAACUUUUGGGGUCUCUCCUCGAACAGGGGACUUGGAUGAGCGUGCAUCCUCACAAUUUUUUGAUAAUUCAUCACUACUUGGUACUGGUGGUGCACAACAUUAUUUGGGAUUUACGUUUGAUGCGCGCAACGGUCAUGCAUUGUUGCUUGGGGGUAUAGGGAAUAGCAGUAGUGACACUGGUGCUUUUUCUGAUUUGACCUGA